Thlaspi arvense is the source of this 1556-nucleotide messenger RNA. Lineage: Eukaryota; Viridiplantae; Streptophyta; Magnoliopsida; Brassicales; Brassicaceae. The record is from the annotation of a GenBank genome assembly.
GCGCGCACUGUGCUUGACGUGCUGCUUCCCAGAGAACGGCGAAGAAGAAGAAGUUAGAAAAAUGGAGGUGCAUCGACCUCAGAAGCGAGCAUCCUCCAGCGACGUCGUUUCAAAUGCCACGAUCCCGCUCUAUCUUACAGCUCCACCGAUGGAAGUCCGAUUAGAAGAGUUCGAGCUCUUCGCCAUAGAUCGCCUACGAGUUCUGAAAGCAGUCUCAGAUGGAUUGGCCCGUGGAAAAAACCCUAAGGAAAUGGACAAUCUGGUAGACAAUUCGUGGAAAGAACAUAUGACAGUUCCUGAUGUGUCUGAAAUGUUCAACAAGGAUAUAAUCUCACACUUCGUUCUACGUCUCGUUUAUUGUAGAUCGGAUGAACUGAAGAAAUGGUUUCUUAGCAUGGAAACUGCUCUUUUCCGCCAUAGAUUCCGGCUUCAAAAGCCUGAAAGUUUGAAGGAGAAAUUGCGGCAAGUCGAACGUUCACUGGGUCAAAAUUCACCUGACAUUGAACCCAUAUACUACAAGGUUCCUUUUGAAGAGGUUCCUGACCUUGUCGCUGGCCGGAGAGUAUUUAUACAGAAAGGGUAUGCCUUUGUUGCUGGAAGUCAGUUGGUCUCUCUUGUUGUCACACAAUUUCGAUCUCACUUAUCAAAGGCCCUGAUUCUGACAAACAGAAAGUGGACGACUACUAUUCGAGAACGAGAAAAAGACAGACUUACUCCAAUAGUAGAAGGCUUAUCUACAAGCUACUUGGGUCCUGAUUAUUCUCAGUCAAAUGAGUACGCUGACAUAUCACUCAAGGAUAUUGAUCAAGUUGCCAAGAGUUCGUUUCCACUUUGUAUGAGGCAUCUGUUUGAAAAACUUCGAGAAGACCACCAUCUAAAACAUGGAGGAAGAAUGCAACUGGGUCUAUUUCUGAAGGGUGUGGGUCUGAAGCUGGAUGACGCCUUAGCAUUUUGGAGAGCAGAGUUCACUAAAAAGGUUGGCUCUGAGAGAUUUGAUAAAGAAUAUGCGUACUCCAUUCGCCAUAACUAUGGGAAAGAAGGAAAGAGAACAGAUUAUACACCUUAUGCUUGUCAAAAGAUAAUUUCAUCUGCUCCUGGUGUUGGUGAUCAUCAUGGCUGUCCUUAUCGACAUUUCAGUGAGGAUAACCUGAGAGCAGCACUUGGAAGAAUGGGAUUGAGUUCUCGUGGAAUGGAAGAUGUUAUGGAUAAAGUGCGGAACAAACAUUAUCAGCUUGCAUGCACCUUGACCUUUGAAGCUGUUUACGGUACAUCGUGUGAUGCUGGUAUCAACCAUCCGAACCAAUACUUCGAGGAGAGUCAGAAGAUUUUGAAAUCCAAGACGCCAACUGCUCCGGUUUAAUCUUUGUAUGGUUCAAUACCCCGAUGUAGUAAAACUAUGAAUCUGUGUGACAUACAGAAAAACAUUGAAAUCUAAAGUUGAUGCAAAAGCUGUUUGAUGAUGAUAUAACCAUUUUUUAAAAAGAUGAGCAUAUUUUAAUUAUUUUCGUUGGGGUUGUACGUAUCAAAAUUUUGGCGUCAAUUAAUUUUUCAACACA